Lytechinus variegatus (green sea urchin) is the source of this 2316-nucleotide messenger RNA. Its product is annotated as homogentisate 1,2-dioxygenase-like. The coding region runs from base 86 to 2209 and encodes 707 amino acids. The transcript has 14 exons. Gene Ontology annotation, biological process: L-phenylalanine catabolic process. Gene Ontology annotation, molecular function: homogentisate 1,2-dioxygenase activity. The record is from RefSeq and is a predicted model, not a curated record. Gene Ontology annotation, cellular component: cytoplasm. Lineage: Eukaryota; Metazoa; Echinodermata; Echinoidea; Temnopleuroida; Toxopneustidae.
GCGCGAUGGCAUGCAUAUAUACAUGCUCACUAGGUUUUAAGUCAUUUCUCUAGUUUGCUUGGGUGGUGCAUAUAUUGGCAUAAACAUGGAUACGUCGGAUAGCAAUCCUGCGGUCGGAUUCAAGUUGAAGAAACUGAGUUCAAAGAUUCCCCAAGUCAUUGACUUGAAUUUCUACAAUUACACCUGUACAUUUCAGAGGCGUACAGCAGUGUGUAUCGUGUGCGACAAAGGGGUUUCGGAUGACCCGCACUGUACAUCAAAUUAUAUCAGGCACUUGAAGUGCCACCACAAAGAACGCUAUGAGGAAUACCUCGCGAGCAAGGUUCAAAGGAGACCGAGAAGACGAUCGCGACGACCUCCCCCACCACCAGAUCGAUCACCAUCUCCACCACAAGGUCGUCAACCAUCUCCACAACCACGCCGACAGCCGUCUCCACCAACUUUUAACCAGCCAUCUCCUCCACAGCAGCGUUUACCUUCUCGACCGCCACAACGCAGACCAUCUCCGCCGCAACAGCGUCGUCGACCUCAACCACGUCAGCGAUACUCGCCGCCAAUUCACCAACCAUCUCAAGCUCGCCGGCGACCAUCCCCACGACAGCUCCCGCCCUCUCAAGUUUACGCCACGAUUUUCGGGGACGAACUCCCGAUGCAAUCGGGACUGUCGGCGACCGUGGACCAACCGUCGACGUCGAUGGCGAUGGAGGAAUCGAGGGACGUAACCGCCGAAAGCAUCGCCUUAUCGGGGGCCAUAGGACAAUCCUCGACUAUGAUGAACAUUGAGAGACCGAGAGUUGUAACCGCCCAAAGCAUAGCGUACGCCUUCCCAGCGGUUGAUGAGGUUGAUGAUGACGACUUCACUUUCCCAUCUACCGAGUCAGAAACUUGCAUUAUUCAGUACAUGAGCGGUUUCGGUAACGAGUUUGCGACGGAAGAUCCCCGUUGUCCUGGAGCCUUACCGGAAGGUCAGAACAACCCUCAGAAAUGCCCUUAUAACUUGUACGCUGAGCAGCUGAGUGGGACGGCAUUUACGGCUCCGCGGGUCCACAACAAGAGAUCCUGGCUCUACCGACUCCGCCCGUCUGUCGUCCACACCCCCUUCAAGCCCAUCAGCAAUGGGAACAUGACAAACAAUUGGGACAGCUGGCCACCAAAUCCUAACCAGCUGCGUUGGCGUCCAUUCGAUAUGCCCCAUGAAGGCUCCGGACCAGUUGACUUUGUUCAGGGUCUGAGUACGGUUUGCGGAGCAGGGGAUCCAAGGACCCGACACGGCACUGCCAUUCAUAUCUAUACCUGCAAUGCGUCCAUGUCAGAUAAGAGUUUUUACAAUUCUGAUGGAGACUUUCUCAUAGUUCCACAGGAAGGGGAGCUCCUCAUCUACACCGAGUUUGGGAAGUUGAUGGUGAAUCCUAACGAGAUCUGUGUUAUCCAGCAAGGAAUGAGGUUCAGUGUGUAUGUGAAUGGACCUUCAAGAGGCUAUAUUCUAGAAGUUUUUGAUGGCCACUUCACCCUUCCUGACCUUGGUCCCAUAGGGGCCAACGGACUUGCCAACCCCCGUGAUUUCCUGACCCCGACAGCCUGGUUUGAGGACCGUCCAAGCGAUUACACCAUGAUCAGCAAGUUCCAGGGCAAGCUCUUCUCGGCGAGUCAGAAGCAUUCUCCGUACGACGUCGCAGCGUGGCACGGUAACUACCAUCCUUACAAGUACGACUUGGACAAGUUUAUGGUGAUCAAUGCCGUUGCUUUCGAUCAUGCAGAUCCGUCAAUCUUCACAGUCCUAACCUGCCAAUCCAACAGACCCGGUACUGCCAUUGCUGACUUUGUCAUCUUCCCACCUCGUUGGUCUGUUCAAGAGCAUACCUUCAGACCACCAUACUACCACAGAAACUGCAUGAGUGAAUUCAUGGGUCUUAUCAAAGGAAAAUAUGAAGCAAAGGAGGAAGGAUUUCAACCCGGCGGUGCUUCCCUUCAUAGUAUGAUGACACCCCACGGUCCAGAUGCUACGUGCUUUGAAAACGCUUCCAACGCACCUCUCAAAGCUGAACGAAUUGCCGACGGGACGAUGGCAUUCAUGUUUGAGACGAGUCUAAGUUUAGCCCUGACUGAAUGGGGAGACAAAACUUGUCAGAAGGUAGAUCCAAGCUACUACGAAUGCUGGCAACCACUUCAGAAACGUUUCAAAUCGGAAGACGGCCAAGCGAUGGCGUGAAACCGCUCAAAGUGGAAGAUUCGUCAGCAAUAUCGAUUCUGUUUCUCCAUUCUUGCAGUCACAUGGCAGCUUCGAGAUCAUUAUUUUUUUAAAGGGAAAAACUUGUG